Medioppia subpectinata is the source of this 702-nucleotide messenger RNA. The record is from the annotation of a GenBank genome assembly. NCBI's taxonomy places the organism in Eukaryota, Metazoa, Arthropoda, Arachnida, Sarcoptiformes, Oppiidae.
CUGAUCCAAUGUCAGGCGAUAGUGGUCGCCCUUUUGGCCGCAAUAUUUGCCAUUUUAGUCAAUAUACUCAAGGAUUGGGAGUUUCAAACCGAUCACUGUUUACUGAUUUGCGCCACGAGUCUCAUUACGGCGUCGGUCACCGGCUUUCUUCUCGCAUCUCUUAUGAUAGCAGUGAUAAUACUCGCCCGCAAAGCGGGUGUCAAUCCAGACAACUGCAGUACAUUAAUCGCAGCCUUUUUGGGCGACAUAUCGGCUGUCGUGAUGUUGUCCGGAACCGCUAAACUACUAUACAAUGUCCGUCACAUCCAAUGGAUUGCCCCCACAUUUAUAGUCAUUUUCUUAGCACUUCUUCCUUUCUUUAUAUUUAUCGCUAAGAAUAACGAAUACACCAGAGAUCUGAUCGACAGGGGAUGGUAUCCAAUCAUUAUAGCGAUGUUUAUCUCAAGUAUUGGUGGCUUUAUAUUUGAUUUUGCGGUCAGUAUUUUUGAAACCAUAGCCAUAUUCCAGCCCAUAAUCAAUGGCGUCGGCGCCAACUUAGUUGCCGUUCAGGCGAGCAGAAUCUCCACAUAUUUGCAUCAGAGGUGCGCUUUGGGCGAAAAGCCUCCCAUUAGUUGUAAAGUGAAUACAGAUAUUUGUCAAUUACCUCAUCAUGUAUUUAUGGGCUCAAAUACAAACGUGAGAACCGCUAGACUGUUGCUAAUA